Molecule: messenger RNA, 2291 nt
Organism: Cucumis melo (muskmelon)
Lineage: Eukaryota; Viridiplantae; Streptophyta; Magnoliopsida; Cucurbitales; Cucurbitaceae
Product: probable aspartyl aminopeptidase
Exons: 13
Coding region: 25-1527 (500 amino acids)
Biological process (GO): proteolysis
Molecular function (GO): zinc ion binding; aminopeptidase activity
Source: RefSeq, a predicted model, not a curated record
GGUCCAUUUCCUCGUUGUAUAUUAAUGCAUAAAAUGGUCGAGUGGAAGCAGUUCGUAGCCAUAUCAAAUAUUGCAGAAAAUAUGGCUAAGGCAAAUGGUGAAACCAAUUCUGUAGUCUCUGAUUUUAUCGACUUCUUGAAUGCUUCCCCUACUGCUUUCCAUGCCGUUGAGGAGGCAAAGAAGCGUCUGGUAAGUGUGGGAUAUGAACAACUCUCUGAAACAGAGGAUUGGAAAUUAGAAGCCGGCAAGAAGUACUUCUUCACCAGAAACCAUUCAGCUAUUAUUGCUUUUGCAGUUGGUAAAAAAUUCGUAGCUGGCAAUGCAUUUCAUAUUGUUGGUGCACAUACUGAUAGCCCUUGUUUAAAGUUGAAGCCUAUAAGCAAGAUUACAAAGGGUGGAUUUUUGGAAGUUGGGGUUCAAAUUUAUGGGGGUGGGUUAUGGCAUACAUGGUUUGAUCGAGACUUAACACUUGCAGGAAGGGUGCUUUUAAGGGAAGAAAGUAAUGGUUCUGUGUCAUAUGACCAUCGUCUUGUUCGAAUUCUGGAGCCCAUAUUGAGAAUACCCACACUAGCAAUUCACUUGGACAGGGAUGCAGUUGCAUUUUCGGUGAAUACAGAGACCCAACUUCUCCCUAUUUUGGCAACAACUAUUAAGGGAGAACUGAAUAAAGUUGUUUCAAAAAACGAUGCACAAAUUGACAGAGAGAAAACAGAUCACAAGUCAACUCCUACUAGCGCAAAGCAUCACUCGCUUCUAUUACAACUACUUGCGGAGCAACUUGGCUGCGAUCCGGAUGACAUAUUUGAUUUUGACUUGCAAGUAUGUGAUGCUCAACCAAGUGUGAUUGGUGGCGCCAAGCGAGAAUUCGUAUUCUCUGGAAGGCUGGAUAAUUUAUGCAUGACAUUUUGCUCUUUGAAGGCACUCAUUGACAGUACAUCUUCUGACAGUAGCCUUGAGGAUGAGCCUGGUGUCAGAAUGGUGACUUUGUUCGACAAUGAGGAGGUUGGAUCUAAUUCAGUCCAGGGGGCUGACUCUCCAACAAUGCUUAAUGCUUUAUCUCGAAUUACGACUUCCUUCAGCUCAUACCCUUCGCUGGUUGAAAAAGCUAUCCAGAAAAGUUACCUGGUCUCUGCUGACAUGGCCCAUGCACUACAUCCUAAUUAUAUGGAAAAGUAUGAAGAAAACCAUCGGCCCAAGUUUCAUGGAGGACUGGUCAUCAAGAACAACGCAAAUAAUAAAUACGCAACCAAUGCAGUUACUGCAGCCUUAUUUCGGGAGUUAGCUAUAAAACAUAACCUUCCCGUCCAGGAAUUUGUGGUCCGCAAUGACAUGGCUUGUGGCACGACGAUUGGCCCCAUCCUUGCAAGCGGCUUAGGUAUAAGAACCGUAGACGUGGGAGCGCCACAGCUAUCAAUGCACAGUGCUCGAGAAGUAUGUGGUACUGAUGAUGUUGAUUACUCCUAUCAGCAUUUCAAGGCUUAUUUCGAAGAGUUCUCAAGUCUUGAUGUCAUCCCAGCUGAUAUUUAGAACCUUCUUUCUCAUCUUCUCAAUAAAUUCCCAAUAAUCUUGGGUAUCUCCAUAUUAGAAUAAGGGUUAGGAAUUUAAGCCUACCAUCCAUAAAAAACCAUUGUCAUGGUUAUCAUUAUGUAUUACCUUCCUCUACUGUAAGCAAUUCCAUUAACUACUGUCAAGACAUUAUAUCAAUAAAAUCAGAAGUCAAUGGAUGAACUAUCAAUUAUACAAUUGUAUCAAUCAUAAUAAUAACAACAAUAAUAAAAUAACUUUCCCAAAGAAUGUUGGGGCCAUCUGUUGAAAGCUCAAAAGAGAUGCUUUCGGCUCAAUGGAGAAUGGUGCCGAAUGAGGAUUCCAUGUGGGCUUGACUUUAAUGGGCCACAGGCCCAUAAUAAAUACAAGCCCAAUAGAACGUACUUGUUAUCGGCCAUGGGAUAAUCUAUAACGUCCUUCGGUGCCUUCUCUCAUAGUCAUCGGAACCAACGCAAGUGUAGGCAGUGAUACUGUGGUGGAGCUAUCGAGUCAAGAUUUCAGACAUGGCGGCAACGAAUGAAACCAAAUAGGAGGCAAAGAAGCGUUUGAUAAGCGUUGGAUAUGAACAAGUAUCUGAAAGAGCGGACUGGAAAUUAGAAGCCGGGAAGAAGUACUUCUUUACCAGAAACCAUUCAACCAUUGUUGCUUUUGCGAUCGGUAAAAAAUAUGUUGCUGGGAAUGGAUUUCAUAUUGUUGGUGCUCAUACUGACAGCCCUUGUGUGAAACUGAAACCGGUGUCCAAGGUA